AUGCGGGCAUUAUUUGGUAGAGUCGUUUUGGUUUCGAUAUUGUUGCUGAUUUCAAAGAACGUUUAUAGUCUGGUGGGAUACAGCGACCAAGAAAAAGGUAAAAUGUUCUGUGCAUUCAGGGAAAAUACUGAUCUAAAUUACUGUAUGAUAUUAAUGAGAGAAAAUUGUUAUUCGGUAUUUGUAUAAUAUAACAAUUCGAGAAUGAAAAAUGUAGUGUUAAAAUAUGCUGUGUGAGCAGAUUAGUAUAUAUUUGCAUUUUAUUUAUUUAAUACGCUCUGUACAAUGAUCUAUAUGACUAUAUAUGAGAACAGUCCUUUCUGCUUGAUAAUGUUGAUCUUGGAAACGGAAAAUUUGAAAUGUGGUGGCAAAAAUCCAAUAGAAAACCAUCCAGAAUUCUUUAAAGUUUAAUGGCAAAAAAGGGGAUUUCCCUUAUCAAUUUCCAUGGCGUCAUAUACUGACAUUAUUUACAUAUAACCAUGCCUAUAUCGUACAGCAAUAGUUGGUUGUAAAACAAGUUUCAUAACAUAUAUUUAGAGAAAAGACGUACUGCAAAGUGGUACAAGAUUUCAAAAUUUCGUUUUUCCGAAGUAAACAAUUCCCUGAGUCUGAGGCAAUUUUGUAAUUAGGUGGUCUUCCUAAUUUACCAGGGGGAGGGGCUAUGGUGAUUUUGAGGUCUCCAUUUCUAAUUUAAAUUAAUUAAACAUUAGAUUUAUAGGAGGGCUACCAAAAAUUACCAGAAAAUUUGACAAGAAGGUUUAGCAAUUAUAAAUUUCCAUGCCAGUCCUUAAAAUGUUAUGCACACUUACAUGCAGGUAUUCAAAAUUUGCUUUUAAUUAAGGACAUUAUGCCUAGUUUGGUCAAAAUUUGUUUGGUCCAAUAUACUUUGAAGACCUUUUUGAUCAAAGAAAUAUUAAAUCAGCCUUUAAGUCCAUAGCUAUAGCAAUGAAUGUACUAUUAACAGGUCCUUUACUUUUAUAAAGUGAUCCUGAAUAGUUGUACAUACGUGAAUUGCAUUUAUAUGAAGAUGAAGAAUUCUUAAGCCAAACAUAUUCUUAUUUUAAAGGUGCCCUACAGUCCGUGUGUAAACAAAGCCUUUGUUUACAUUUUUAAUUUGUGUCCAAAAUAUUGAGCUUUAUUCAACAACUAUUUAUAUUUUCAAGCUUCUAGAGUAUAAUAAAUGAUCAAGAAACAACAAUCAGGCAUUGCAAGAACCCAAAACAUAGUUAAACUGUUUGUAUCAUAAAAAGUGGGCCCGCUCCUUUGUGCACAUGCACAGAUUGGACUGUAAGGUACCUUUAUGAAAACAAAUAUAAUGUCAAGAAAAGUUUUCUUAUUUCAAGAAAAAAUGUCUUGCAAAUCAAAUAUUUCUUAUUUUCAAUUAAGAAUCGUUUUUCUUAUUAAGAAAAUCAGCUUCCCACAUUAAAAAAUAAUUUCUUAAAUUAAGAAUUGUUUUCUUAAUAAGAAAAUGAUUUUUGCUGUGUACUAUAUACAAACUAAUUUGUAUCAUAUUUAUCUGUAUGAAGAAUACUGAUCAUAUCAUAUUUGUUGAAAUAAUUUAUUGUGCAUACUUUUUGAAAACCAUUUAAUAUAUGAUAAUUAAAACAAGAUAAUUGUACACAAUAGUUUCAUACAGCCUUUUGAUUGUAUAUAACUGUUGCAGAUUAUCAGUGAAGAGAUGUUGAUAUAUAUUACCAAUGGCAUGACAUCUAUUUAAUACAGCCAUUAUUUAGAUACGUCUAAUUUAAUGUAAGGAUUCAGAAAGUAACUAUGUAAUUUUGACAGGGGGGGUCAUAACAAUUCAUCCAUAUUUAUCCACUAUCACAUGAAGGGGAGGGGCAUAAAAAAACUAUCAAGAAUAUGUGAGGGGGGGGGGGCUUGGAAAAAACAUAUAGCUAAAAUAUAGAAUCACCAUAGAUUCCCUCCAUAGGUAAAUUAUGCAAUUGAACACCCCUUAUUUGGCCCCGUGUGGUUUAUAAUAUUAUGAACAGCUUUUGGAAGGCAACACCGAAAUGGGCGAUAAUUUCCUUGUAAAUAUCUUUAGCUGUUGUUAAAAAGUGCCCCCUCCAAAAAGCCAACUAUUUCAAAUUCAUAUAGCCUAUAUAGUGACAAUUGACAGCUCAAAACAAGCUCUUUGAAUACUGAUCUUUUUAUUUACGUUACCUCAUGGCUUAUUUUUAUUCGUUUAAAUGAGCCUCAUCAAAUUGAGCUUCGGCUGGGUAGUUAAUGGCAAAGUUGAAUAUCAUGCAUGUAGACCAAGAAACCGAGAGCGCCACUGGUCUGUAAACUAUUAUUUCAAUGGAUUCUUCCAGCUAUAGAUUAAAUUUUGAUUCAGGCAAGAAGAACAAAAUCCAUCACCACAGCUAGAAAGAGCAUGUUACAAUUAGUAAAAUUUGCAAAGUUUGGUAGCGAAAUGUUGUAAAUGAAGAAAAUAUAGCCCUGCGAAAUUUGCAAAUUUUGUAUUAAUUUGUAUUACGCGCGGGAAAAUGCACCACUUUCGGCCCAAAUGUGGUGGUGCAUUUUCCCGCAAGAUGAAAAUGAAGAAAAUUUCCUGCGAAGAUGUAAAGAUUUCACUGCAUAUUAACAGGCACCUCUCUAAUUGUUUGAGCGCACACGUGGCAAACAAUACCAUGAAAUCGAGGCGGACGAUGCAAUUCAUCAUAAAGUAGUUUUCAUUACCAGCAAGCAAUUUCGGGACGUGUCUAUUGCUGAAAUCCAGUGAAUCGGUUAUUUUUAAAAUUCAGCUAAAACUAAACAAGCUUACUUUCUUAUAUAGUACCGGAAGAUAUGCAACUGGUGGAUAUCUCAUACAUUUCAAAGCCAAGUAUAUCUGCAAUACAUGUUCUGUGCCGUGCACAUUUAGGACUUCCCUAUCUCAAGAUAACAUGCCCGGCUCUUGAUAAUGAACCAGGUUUUCAGAAUAAAAACUUUGAUAUUUCAAAAGUCAACGGCAAAUGCAAAUUGACAGACAAUAUUUCGCGCAGUUACGGUUGCUCUCGCAUCAUUCGUAAGAUUCCUUGGAAACAAAUCGAAAAUUUUACAAAUUUUACCUGCUUUUGCCGAAUGAAACGACAGGCGGUGGAGAAGAAUGUCAAACACAAAGCUUCAGUAAAAAUUAUAAAUCAAGGUACGUAAAGAAAAUGUAUUUCUUUUCCUACUUGAUGUAUAACAAUAUCCUUUUCCUCCUUGAUGUAUGCCAUGUAUGUAUGCUAUUGUAGAAACUGGUCAGGAAAGUGUUUGAAACCCACUACAAUCCUGGGCAUAAAAUUUGCAAUACGUACCAAUUAUUGGACCAACUUUCGUAAUGUUACUAAAAGCUUCUCCUUUACCUCCACCAUUCAAUGUUGAUUAUAUUCUUUAAACACAGUUAAUUAAAGGCUCGGUAUAGUACGUCCAACAUUGUCUACGAGAGGAACGGGGGGUGGUGGCUGGGGUGGAGGUGAUAAUGAAUAUUAUUGUAGUUCAAUAGUAAAAUAAGUCAGAAAGAAAAGUUUUUGUAGAGUGUUGUUGAUGGUUUUGACUUCAAAUUUUUUGCGAAAUCCUAAUCUUAGAAACACAAUGGUAUCUUGCUACUUUUGCUCAGCACAAAAAUUCAGAUCGGGAUAUCUUCAGAACUAUUGAAUCUUCUCAGUCUUGAAUAACUACUCGAGAUACUACGUACCAUUUUUAAUGUUGCAUUUCCUUUUACUUUUCUAUUUUAUUUUAUUAGAGUGCAAAACAAACACAGAGACGGUUUAUCGGAGAAAAAUCAAUGAAGAGAAGAAUAUUCAUAUUUUGUGUUGCAUAACUGGUCAUCCUUCCCCUCAAAUAACAUGGUACAAGGACAAAUUUGAAUUGCAUAUGCCAAAUGGAAGCACAGUCAUCAACAACGUGAGAUACCAGAAAAAGGGGAGUCGCUUGAUUAUUAGUAGGACCGACAUACGUGGUUCUGGAAAUUAUCAUUGUGUGGCCAGCAAUAUUGUUGGAUACGAAAGAGGUGGAAGUUACCAAUUGAUAUUUUACG
Messenger RNA from Paramuricea clavata, 4000 nucleotides. The record is from the annotation of a GenBank genome assembly. NCBI's taxonomy places the organism in Eukaryota, Metazoa, Cnidaria, Anthozoa, Malacalcyonacea, Plexauridae.